Messenger RNA from Perca flavescens (yellow perch), 2850 nucleotides. RefSeq names its product interleukin 17d (gene il17d). Gene Ontology annotation, biological process: inflammatory response. Lineage: Eukaryota; Metazoa; Chordata; Actinopteri; Perciformes; Percidae. Gene Ontology annotation, cellular component: extracellular region. The record is from RefSeq and is a predicted model, not a curated record. The transcript has 2 exons. Gene Ontology annotation, molecular function: cytokine activity. Bases 601 to 1248 code for a protein of 215 amino acids.
CGUCAGGAGCUGCUCUCAUGAACGCUGGCCUCUUUCUUUUAUUACUGGAUGUCUACGAGGGUAAUUUAUCUGUCGGUACAGUUUGAUUUAGACUCGUUCUGAUCGCAUUGGAACCCCUGUUCCUGUACAUACAAACGCUUCCAUCGGAUUUUCCGCAUACCUCGGUGGAGAAAAGCACCAGGAAAACAGUCUUGGUGGCAUUUUUAUCUUCUUAAACAGAAAGCAGCAGGUGUGAAACCUCCAACUCGGUCAUUAUUUCUAAUUCUGAGGCAAUUAUUACUCUUGACGACACUGUGGACGUGGUGUACCAGACAUGUUUUCGCAGUUUCCCUGGCAGCGCGCCUGUUCCUCGGUUUCCAAGCCUCGACUGUGGGCUGUUUGCCUGCUGCUGACUCCCCAACGCUUCCAACAUUUCAUUGGAUUAUAACCAAUGAAAGUAAUCUGUUUACGGUAAACGCUGUCAUUAACGGAGGCCAUUGGGUUCUCUUAUUCUACUUGUCGCAUUUGAAGAAAGGCGAAGGCGUUAAGAGCGCGCUGAGAAACCCUUUUUCAGUGGAUAUACGCAUUUUGGCACAGCACUGUACCGAGAAGCGCACAGUGAUGCCGCAUCGGAUCCGCGUCCUGCUGCUGCUGCACCUGGCUGUGCUGCUGCUGGGCUGGCCGACCGGAGCGGGACGGGUACGAAAAAAGGCCACCAGGGUCCGGUCUUGCCUGGACCUACCGGAGGAGAUCCUGGAGCAGAUGUUCGGUCGGCUCUCGGUAGGAGUGAUGAGUGCUUUCCACCACGCACUGGAGCUGGAGCCGCAGGAUAAACUCAACCUGACGUGCCCGACCACCGCACGGUCCCCGACCGACAGCAAGACCCGCCUCCCGGUCAACCUGCUCAGCAUCUCCCCCUGGGCCUACAGAAUUUCGUACGACCCGGCAAGGUACCCCCGCUACCUCCCUGAGGCUUACUGCCUGUGUAAGGGCUGCCUGAUCGGACCGUACGGUGGGGAGAGUGACCAGUACCGCAGCACUCCGGUCUACGCUCCCUCGGUCAUCCUGAAAAGAGCGGGCUCCUGUCUCGGCGGCCGCCACUCGUACGCCGAGGUCUACGUCUCCAUCGCUGUGGGAUGCACCUGUGUGCCGCUGCUGGAGAAGAAGAGGGACGGCCAGAACAGCAACCAGAGCCUGGAGAGAUCAGAGGUCAAAACCAAAGCCAAGGCCAAAGCCAAACAGCUCGUCUCUGCGGCAAAGAAAGUAUGAAGGAAGCUGGACUGUUUUUUUUUUUUUUUUUACACCUGACACACAUUUUUUGGUCUUCGUCUUUCCCCACUGACACUUAUCAAUUGAGGGGAAUAUACCUGUAAAGUAGAAGGCCCCGUUACUGUCCCUAAUCAAGCACACAUUAUAGAUUUGCAUGAUGAAGGGUUCAGUACAGAGGUACUGAUUGACAUCUCUGUUCAUCUUUGGGAAAGGUUUUUCAUCUGGAAGCAAAGAAGGACGUAGUUUGUUGUCUAGUUUGCUCUCAAAUAAUACUUAUUUGGCCUGCUUACAUUCUUGGCUUGGUUAGGACACCCUUUGGACCCAAACUUACUGAUGUCUUGACUACGGUUGUUUAAGAAUACAAAAUUCAAAGUUAUUGUAUUGUAUUGGCAGGACUCAAGAGAAUACGCCUAAAAAUCCAGAGAAGACUAGAUGAAAACUCUGAAGUUCACUAUGACAUUACAUGACAGUACGGAAAAAUAUAUUUCACUUACUUCUUGUAUCUAGUAAUGCAGAUAGUUUGAGUUUUUUAUGCUCAGGUUUUGAGAAAUGUAUCUGAGAUUUCUGCCCCACAAAAACUUUCCUUCAUCGUAUUGGGGUGGAUGCAGAAAUCUCAGACGGAUAUCUCCAAACCUGGACAAAUAAAACCACAAAUAUCAAAAUGGAUAGAGAAAUAAAUGAGAAUGUGUUUAUUUGUAAUUUGGGUGGACCAACAAAGUUAACACAAACAAAUAUUGACCAAUGGAAUAAAAUGCCUCAUUAUUAAUCAAUGCUGCCACCUACUGAUGUUGAAAUACAACUGCAAGUUCAUUCAUUCUGACCCACUUUAAUAAUAACUCGUCAUCAAAACAACAAAUAUUCCAGAUGAUUUGCAUAAAUUUUUUUUUUUUUUUUUAUCGAUUACCAACAAACUAUUAACCAAAAUUAAUGUCAAUCAAUUUAACAUGGGUUACCAAGCCUAUGCGUAUGGGGAGUGGUGGCCUAAGGGUUAGAAAAGCGAGCUUGUGAACGGAAAGUUGUUGCCAGGAUAGAUCUAGGUGGGGAAAGUAAAACAACAGUGCGUGCCCCUCUCUCAUUACCACCACUGAGGUGCCGUUGAGCACCUGAAAAUGUCCACCUUCACUGCAUUGUUAACGCAUCCCUUCAUUCUUCACCAGUAGAGGACCACAGAACUAACAGCACUGUGCUGGAGAAUGUCCUCCCUCCAUCAGGCUCUUUCUGCUCUCAACAGUCAAAGUGUUCAUCAGACCUCCGCAGGUUCAGGACAGCAGGCCAGACGGAUAGCUGACAAAACAGCGGAACUCAUUGUUCAAGCUUCGGUUGUGUUUUGGCAGGAAGCUGCACAUUUUUACAUCCAGAAGGUCUUUGGCGAAUUUCUCCAUGAUGGCUCCUGUAGAACAAAAUGGGACACAAACAUGUGAUGCAAAAAAGCUGCUGAAAACACAGCAAAGUACGAUGUUGUUGCUCACUUUUUUUUUUUUUCACUAAAAUGUAGGUGUAAAGAGUAGUGGUGGAAUGUUACUAAGUAGAUUUACUUAAGUACAAUUUCAAGGUACUUAUUUCUAGAGAUGGUCCGAUACCGAUACCAGUAUCGUCUCCGAU